Durio zibethinus is the source of this 874-nucleotide messenger RNA. RefSeq names its product Stress induced protein (gene EM1). The record is from RefSeq and is a predicted model, not a curated record. NCBI's taxonomy places the organism in Eukaryota, Viridiplantae, Streptophyta, Magnoliopsida, Malvales, Malvaceae. Gene Ontology annotation, biological process: response to abscisic acid. Gene Ontology annotation, cellular component: cytosol.
UCAUUGGAACAUGGCUUCAUUGCUCCUCCUUCGCCGCGUCUAUUCCCUUACGUGUCCCGCUUUCGUUGAUCGUCUCCGUCGCUCAACUUCAUAGCUUGCCUCUAUAUAAAGCGCUCUUCAAUUCUCUAUUUUGUGUCAGCGUUAGCCAGCUUGUAUGUAUUUUUACGUGAAUUCAACUCGUGUAGGCUUGUGUCAAUUUCCAAGCUGUGUUAAAGAAAGCAGCAAAGCACCACCCAGAAGAGCGAAAGUGAUCAUGGCCUCACAACAGAAAAGAGAGGAACUUGACGCUAGGGCAAGGCAGGGAGAGACUGUUGUUCCCGGUGGAACUGGUGGGAAUAGUCUCGAAGCUCAAGAGCACCUUGCUGAAGGGAGGAGCCGUGGAGGUCAGACAAGGAAGGAGCAAUUGGGGAGAGAAGGGUACCGAGAGCUGGGGAGCAAGGGAGGCCAGACAAGGAAAGAGCAGAUAGGAACUGAAGGGUACCAGGAAAUGGGACGAAAAGGUGGACUCAGCACCACGGACAAAUCAGGAGGUGAGCGUGCUGCUAAGGAAGGAAUCGACAUUGACGAAUCCAAGUACAAAACUAGGAGCCGUAGCCCAUAAGUCUCUGCCGCUACUCUGUUUGCCGGUGUCUGAGUCUUAGUGGUUUUCUAGUACUAAGUUUACUAUUGUCAAGAUCGUCUAGUAUUUCUGCCUUUCUUUUUUUCCCUGUAUGUUUGGGUAGCUUUUUCUUUUGGUUCUAGUGGUCGAGUGGCAUGGCAUGGUGCCCUAGAGGUUUUUACUUGUGCCGGCUACCUUGCUUUCUUGUAUGCUUUGACAGCGUAAUGAACUCUGUUUUUGGAUAAUAUGUUGAAAUGUUUUCACUUUCAUAUUCUG